Nycticebus coucang (slow loris) is the source of this 2746-nucleotide messenger RNA. It is a transcript of the gene STK33, whose product is annotated as serine/threonine kinase 33. Gene Ontology annotation, molecular function: ATP binding; protein serine/threonine kinase activity. The transcript is spliced from 14 exons. NCBI's taxonomy places the organism in Eukaryota, Metazoa, Chordata, Mammalia, Primates, Lorisidae. Gene Ontology annotation, cellular component: cytoplasm; nucleus. Gene Ontology annotation, biological process: mitotic DNA damage checkpoint signaling; protein phosphorylation. The coding region runs from base 584 to 2119 and encodes 511 amino acids. The record is from RefSeq and is a predicted model, not a curated record.
ACCUGCCUCCCGGAGGGUGUGGCCCGCCGGGGGCGGUCCCCGGCCCGGGCCGUUGCUAUAGCAACGCGCGGGGCAAACCGGCCCCUGGGCCUCCUGCUGCGGGUCGGCUGGCUGCCCCGGCUGUGGAGGGACCCGGCCGCCCCCGCGGGCCCCUCCUAGUGUCUCCUGGGGCGGAGCCGUUGGGACCCCAUUUCCCUCACUUCCGGUGUUUGGGGUGUUCCCUGGCUGCCUCCAUUCAUCUACACCGGUCUCACCUCCACCCCCAUCUUGGGACGUGAACCUUUCGGAAAGUUUGAAGGGAGUUUGCUGUAGGCACUGCCUAUACUAUCGACACAGUGAUCUGGACUCAUCAUCCCUGAAAAACUUCCAUAAAGUGGGGAGUUGUACAUAAUGCGAAAGUUUUAAGUACCUGGGGAAGAAAGAGCCAUCUCUCAUGUGUGAAUAUAAAGGAAGUGCAUCAUUAACCUAAGGACUUCACCGAUUGGAAAUUACAGUUUUCACCAGCAACUGCCUUAUCUUUUUUGGUCUGGUUUUCUUUUUCAAACUGUAGAAACAUCUUUUUUUCAAGUUACUAGUUAAGCAAAUGGCUGGUAGUGGUAUCAAUAAAAAAUGCACAAAAUGUUCCCACCAUUCAUCUACUUCUGAAAAAGAAGAACUUUGUGAUUGUUCCUGUAAAGCAAAGGGUUCUCCAGUUUUGGUGGUGGAAAUGUCACAGACAUCAAGCAUUGCUAGUGCAGAAUUCAUAGUAUCACCGGAGAGACCAAAAGAAAAAAGUAGCAACAGAGACCUUACCUCUGGGAAAGAUUUGCCCUCAAGAACCUCAAAUGUAGAGAGAAAAGCAUCUCAACAACAAUGGGGUCGGGCCAACUUUACAGAAGGAAAAGUUCCUCACAUAAGAAUGGAAAAUGGAGCUGCUAUUGAGGAAUUUUAUACCUUUGGAAGAAUAUUGGGACAAGGGAGCUUUGGACUAGUACUUGAAGUUACAGACAGGGAAACCAAAACUAAGUGGGCAAUUAAAAAAGUGAACAAAGAAAAGGCUGGAAGCUCUGCUGUUAAGUUACUUGAACGAGAGGUGAACAUCCUAAAAAGUGUAAAACAUGAACACAUUAUACAUCUGGAACAAGUAUUUGAGACACCAAAGAAAAUGUACCUUGUGAUGGAGCUUUGUGAGGAUGGAGAACUCAAAGAAAUUCUGCAUAAGAAAGGGCAUUUCUCAGAGAAUGAGACAAGGUGGAUCAUUAAAAGUCUUGCAUCAGCUAUAGCAUAUCUUCACAGUAAUGAUAUUGUACAUAGAGAUCUAAAACUGGAAAACAUAUUGGUUAAAAGCAGCUUUAUUGAUGCUAACAAUGAAUUAAACUUAAACAUAAAGGUGACCGAUUUUGGCUUAGCAGUGAAGAAGCACGGUAGAAGUGAAGCCAUGAUGCAGAGCACAUGUGGGACUCCUAUCUACAUGGCCCCUGAAGUUAUCAAUGCCCAUGACUAUAGCCAGCAGUGUGACAUUUGGAGCAUAGGUGUCAUAAUGUACAUUUUAUUAAGUGGAGAACCACCCUUUUUGGCAAGCUCAGAAGAGAAGCUUUUUGAGUUAAUAAGGAAAGGAGAACUACACUUUGAAAAUCCAGUCUGGGAUUCCAUAAGUGACUGUGCUAAAAGUGUUUUGAAACAACUUAUGAAAGUAGAUCCUGCUCAUAGAUUAACAGCUAAGGAGCUACUAGAUAACCAGUGGUUAACAGGCAAUACACUUUCUUCAGUGAGACCAACCAAUGUAUUAGAAAUGAUGAAAGAAUGGAAAAAUAACCCAGAAAGUGAUGAGGAAAAUACAACCAAUAAGAAAAAUGAUAAGUUCAUUCAAGGAAAGUUGACAAGUUACCAACCUGAUGUCAAUAACACUUUCAGUCAAGAAGAGGAAAAACAGUCCACUUCUGAAAAUUUUCCUGCGACCAGGAAGAAGGCAUUAGUGGACAAUGUUGAUAUGUGCUGUUCAAGUAGCCCAUCUAGCAGAGGCCUUCCGGUUGAACUCAAGGGAGAAACAGAGAAAACCUCUGUGACUUCAGGCCAAGGAACAGUAGCCAAAUACACUGCUAAAUCCACAGCCUUGUCUAGAACCAAAAAGCAACCCUAAAGUUUCCUCCAGUGCUGGACAGUACAGAAACAAAGCUGCUCUUAUUAGCACUAAAAUGAGGGGAGAGGAAAGGAAGAGGACAGCACUCUGCUGAGCUAAAGCCUUCCAUCUCCUCUGAGCCCUGCUGUGUGUUUGCAUCAGGUUAAAAUUGCAGCUAGUCAUCUCCAAAGCAGUCUAACCUGCAUGUUAAAGGACAGCCACCAAUAGACUUGGCAUUGGCAGCAGCUGAAAUGAACUCAAGAUGUAUGUGAGGGUUGUUUAGGGGGGCAGAUGCCCUUAAUGCAAAGCUGUGGGCAUACUUGCUCAGUUUUACUUCACAUUCUUAUAUUUAGGCACAGUUGUUUAUAGGGGAAAACAAGAGGCCAGAUAUGGUAAUGGAGGUUCCAAAUAAUUAUGUGCACUUUGCACUAGAAGACUUUGUUAGAAAAUGAUUAAUAAACUUGCCAUAGGCAUUACACAGAAGUGCUUCAGUCAUUCAGAUGUGUUCUUGUGAUUUUAGUUUGCUAUAGAUUGUUUAAAACAACUUAUUUUCAGCAUAAAAAUAGGAGAUUUUGUAACUGAUUGCCAUUAACUUGCUGCUAAAUUCCCAAUGUAUUGAUUAAAUCAAUAAAAUACAGAUGUUACCCA